Molecule: messenger RNA, 312 nt
Organism: Cyphellophora attinorum
Lineage: Eukaryota; Fungi; Ascomycota; Eurotiomycetes; Chaetothyriales; Cyphellophoraceae
Product: Glutaredoxin
Exons: 2
Coding region: 1-312 (103 amino acids)
Biological process (GO): cellular response to oxidative stress
Cellular component (GO): nucleus; cytoplasm
Molecular function (GO): glutathione disulfide oxidoreductase activity
Source: RefSeq, a predicted model, not a curated record
AUGGCCGCCGCCGCAAAGUCCAAAGCGCAGAAGAUCAUCGACGAGAAUGGCGUCGUUGUCUUCAGCAAGAGCUACUGUCCGUACUGCAAGGCCACCAAGAGCUUGUUGAGCGAGAAGGGUGCGAAGUUCUAUGUUGAGGAGUUGGACCUUGUCGAUGACGGUGCCGCCCUCCAAGACGCACUCGAAGAGAUCACGGGCCAGCGCAGCGUGCCCAACAUCUUCAUCAGCCAGAAGCACAUUGGCGGCAACAGCGAUUUGCAGGCGAAGAAGUCACAGUUGGAUGGGUUGUUGAAGAGUGCUGGUGCAGUCUAA